Heterotrigona itama is the source of this 4982-nucleotide messenger RNA. Lineage: Eukaryota; Metazoa; Arthropoda; Insecta; Hymenoptera; Apidae. The record is from the annotation of a GenBank genome assembly.
UUUUUUUCUUUUUUUUUUUUUGUACGGUUGACACGCGUGUGUGCGCGUGUACGUGAUUCUAUCUAGACAGCGUACGCGCAGUUUAAAAGUUGCACGAGUGCGAUAGGUUCUGCGUCGAGUGAUCGGAGAAGGAAGAAGCGCGGAAGCAGGAAGAAGGACGGAGAAAUAUUCGGCGGGGACGAGAGUAACGAUACGCGAGAUAUAUGUUCCAGGUAUACGCGCGUGAACGCGUAAACGUACGUGGUUCGAGUACCGCCGAGGAAAUACGAGAGAGGAUACGUUCGAACAAAGUCGAAGCCAGUUUGGCGAUCGAAAAUGGCGACCAAGAUUCGUGGUAGCUAUACGUGGUCGGCAGUAACGAAACCGUUGUUGGCGAUGUCGCGAGGUUCGUUCGACAAAAAUGAUAUCUUGGAAUUGGCGAAGAGCAUCGUUGUACGUUUCUAAAACUCAGAUAUCCGUGGUUUGCCAAGCGUGUAGAAUUUUGCUUCUCAGGCUGGCGGACAAGUUGUCUCGGCAUCGAGAACAAUUGGGAAAUGGAAGUUGCACCGUUUUCGCUGCGAGACAGCUGUUACUUCCGAUACUCGCUCUUUGUACGGGGCAAUCUUUGCUUUCGUCUACCGAGGAAGCGGCCCUCGUCGCUGCGAUAAAAAGUUCCAACGUACCGCACGACGUCCAGUCGCGGCUGUCCCCCGAAGCUGAGAAACCCGACACCACCGCUCGAUCCUGCAAGGAUUCCGAACGAAUACAGUGCGAUUUGUCCGGUAGCAUUUUGGAACAACUGACGAUGCCGUUGCAAAGUUCCACGAUGCCGCCGAUGCCCGUCGCCGAAUUGCCUUCCAACGAGGCUAAAACGACGAACGACGGCGUCGCGGCGAGUGAAAUUCGUUCGGACGUGAAGACGACGUUCGUUGCGAGCAACGUGAAUAUCCUGCGAAAUAUGGACGUGGGAGAUACGCUGUUGGACGUGUGCUUGAACCUUCCUCACUUGUCGUGCUACGCUCGCAAAUAUCAGGCGUACUUGCACAAAAAGAGUUUCGCUUUGCCCGUGAAUGCCUCCGACGCGCAUGCUAUACGUCACAAUUUACAUUCGGUGUCGAACGACGUUAACCUGGUUCGCAACGUGAUAUCCUUGCCUUUCUUGGAACCUCUAACUCCGGGCAAACUAGAGAAAUUAUCCUUGCUGACAAUGUCUUGUUUGUAUUGCUCGAUCGUGUACGCCACCGCGUCGAGUAUCGUUGGCAUAACGAACGCCGUGUCGCCGAAAUGCAGCACCAACGCCACCGCUAACGCCGCCACCGCCACCGCCACCGCCACCGCUAACGCCGCCACCACCACCUCUGCUGCCACGCAAACGAGCGCCUCGAGCGUUUCGAAAACCGCGGAAGAGGAAUACGACGCUCUGGCGAUUACCGUCGUUGAGAAAAGCCUGGAGAUAUUUGGUCUAGUUUCGAACGUGAUUAAAAACAGCACGCGAGCCGGAGGUCAUAUUCUUCAAAAUCACUUGUUGAUCGGAGUGUGGUUGUUGGUGGCUGGUUUGCAAGCUCAACUCACCGUCAGCGGUUUGAGCGCAGCGGACAAGGGGAAAGAAGAGAAGGGUAAAUCGCCCAGCAAAGCGCGCGACGGAACGAUUCGCGUCAACCUUACGAAAAUUCAACAAGGUUUUGGAGUACUCUCGGUUGCUUUGGCCUCUCACGCUCUCGCGUUGAUGAGCGCUCUGCUGGAGGAUGUUUCCGUCGAAGCGAUCGCCGAUUCCUCCGCUCCGCCGGAACCGGCUCCCUUGGACAUACUGUCGACCGCUACCGCGCUUCAGAGAGCCGUCACUUUUCUACAAGCUGUGCCGCUUAAUCACUUGUUGUUUUACUUGGCCACUAUCAGUUACAGAAGGAGGAGGACAGCGAGCCCAUCUUGGGUCUGUGGUUCGAGGAAACGAUCGCCCCGUCCGAUGGAUCGCCGGCGAACGGUGCCAAAGAAUCUAACAACGAAACCAACGCCGAACGAACUGUGACCACUGUCUACAUAUCGCUGGCCACUAAAAUUUUCCAAUUUAUGAACCAACAUUUGAUCGGCAACAGAAGUUUGUACGUUCGCGAGUACGUGAUGAGUGGUUUGGUCGAACAACAGAUGGUGAUAUUAGCGGCGAUAAUCAGAGAUUUAGACCAUGAAACGGCUAGGACGGAGACUGGUACUAUAUCGGUGUUCUACGGUGCGACGCUCGGCACCAUGUAUUCCGAAUUUUCUCAAGCUCUGAGCCUCUACACGCACAACCUGCUCGUUCAAAAUACGUUGAGCGAGAGUUUGCAAAACACCCUGCUCCAGCAUUUAGGCGUGAAUCCAUGGUCUGGAACGGAGAGUGCAGCUCCGUGUACGUGGCCUCUUCAAGUCUAUCCACGAACGUUGAGCGUGUUGGCACAGGUUCUGCUGUUGAAACCUCGAGCGGAGAAAGAAGCGGCUUGCAUAAGCAUAUGGCAUCGUUUGAUCACCACUAUAGUGGAGAACGUGUGCGAUCCGCCUUCCACGUUCGAGGCUGAGAACGAAGACUUGAACGUGGAACACGCCCAACUGGUCUUGAUCCUGUUUCACUCUCUCAAUUUCAUGCAAAAGAAGUCGGUGCUGCUUGUGACUGGCAGCGGCGCUGUACGUUGCAGCGAGGCGGUUAAAGCUCCGAUGAAAGACUCUCAGUUGCUGCAUCUGUCGCGACUGUUGUUGUUGCUCGAGUACAUGAUGAAACAUCUUUACGACGCCCCGCCCGCGUUGCUCGAACAAGUUCGAUGGAAUUUGUUUUCUGCGACGAGUUUGGUUUGCGACGGCAAAGAUGGCAACAAACAAACGGCUCGAAUCUUUACGCCAUGGACGGUGAUCGAAGACGAUUAUCGCAAAAUUGACAAUCGAGACGAAUUCUCGAUGAAACCUCGGUUUUACAAUCUCUCCACUACGGAUUUCAACAAUCAGGACACCCCCAAGUUGGACGGAGUGGCUUGCAAUUUCAUUCUCGGUGCGCCGGAUAAGAUGAAGUAUCCGCUCUUGGUCGAUGCGUUGAUAGACAUUUUGAACGUUUUGAAUCAAGCCGACGUGCAAAGGAGGAUUGGCGCUGACAACGGCAAAGACAAAACGACGCCCACUUUCGUAGGAUUGUGCGCGAUUCGUUAUUGUUUCUCCAUAUGUUGGCGAUUGUUGCUGAUGUUACCACCGUCCACUCUGUACAUGGAUAAAUUGGCCCUUGGCGAGGAAAUCCCUGCUGGGCCGAUGUUGCUGUACUCGUUGAUCUGGGGGCCGAGAGCCGCGUGCAAAACUUUCACCAGUUGGAUGAACGACUGUUUGAUCAGGCAAGGGAUGUACGCGCAGUAUGCGAGAAAUCUUUUGAAAACCGUCUCGUCUACCGUCAACUCUCUCAAAUACGACGUCACAGUUGCGAAGAACUGCAUCACGGCGUUGAAACCGGAGACCGAUUACUUUGACGACAAAGUAAUACCGAGUAGGAACGCGCUGCCCAAGCUCGGUUCGUUGUGCAUUUUGGCUGCAGUCGUUGCAAAAUUACAGAUUCUUUUCUACGAAAAUCUGUCCAAGAGUCAGAGCGAAACUAUCGAGAGUUCCAAGAGCGGCCAAAGCGCGGAAUCCGGAACUACGAGCGCCAACAAAAUGAUGAUCAAUAUCCUGCCGCACGUCCUUUCGUUGACCGAAUCGAUCUUAUUCUCGUAUCGGUCGAGCGUGUUGCGCGAGAUGCUCGAAUCUUUCGAGUUGGAUGGUAAAUACGGUUCCAGGGACUAUCGCGUACUCGACGAUAUCGUCGCAAUGGCAGGUGCGAAUUGGGCGACCGAAGCGUCGUUGAUCUCGUUUCUACCGAAUUCUGUGAAAUCUGUCAUAGACAAGUGGAAGAGCGUCAACGUUGUUCACAUUCCCUGGAACACUUACACGAACGACGUUAUACCGGCGGAGAGUUACAUCCUGGCCACCGUGUGUCAGCAUAUCAGUUCGCUCUCCGAAUACCCAACGUUCUCCGUCAAUCCGUCGUUGAAGAAAUUGUUGCACAAUUUAGUUACGUUCAUAGUGGAUCCUACGACGGCGCCGGAAAACACGGACGUUCACGAUCAAGCGCUGGAUAUUCUCGUUGCCUUGUCGAUGGACGCUCGCACGGAUUAUCUUCGAGAUAUGACUGACAAGGCUCUGACGAAACUGCUAGGUGACACCGACAGCGAAGCACGUCAGCUGCGAGAACAUUUGUUCGUGUUGCGUCGCACCUACAAUUUGAUAAUUGAGUAUACGAGCGACGUCCAAGAACCUGUCAGCGUUACCGUCGACGAAAAAAUCUUGAAACGAUCGAUCAAAUAUUGGGAACAACUGUUGGAGAAACCAGUCGGAUGCAAGGCGUUGGAUCUGUUUUUCGCACCGAGCGCCAAUCGAUCUCUCGUUUCUAUACUGUUGUGCGUAACGUCUUCGCGAUCGUCGCAACAAUUUGCCACCCAUGUGUUGAGAUUUUUCAACGUGUUGUUCAAAACCGACUGGUUGCCGUUGCUGGUACGACCGAAGAUGCCCAAAAGUCGGACGAGGUGGGCGCCGGCAACGCGCCGAACAACGAACAGGAUCGAUGGUUAAUUUCCUUGUCGAACGAUUCGGCUGGCAAUAAUCAGUCGACGAGUAUCACCGACGAUCAACAACAGCAGCAGCAGCAGCAGCAGCAGCAGCAACAACAGCAGCAACAACAACAACAACAGGAGCAGCAGCAACACUCGAUGCACGAAAAUAGUCGACUGUUGCGAGCGCUUACGAAUUACAUAGUUAAAGAGAAAAGCAGCGUCGAUCAAGGUGUGCCCGUUACGAUUCUUCGAGCCCUCGUACCGUUGGCUUAUCAGAUUCUUUCUCCGGCGAUCGAGGGCAACGGAUUCUCCGAUCUGAUGAACGUGAUGUCGACGUUGGCCGACGCUGGUUCCGAGAAAGGGCACACUCUGCUGUUCAAAGCCGGCGUCGAAUGGAUCGAACUUUGGUAA